AUGUUGGAACGGAGGAGGUGGAAGGAGGAGAGAAAAGUUGGCGCUCCCGUCCUCUCCGUGGCUCCUUUCCUCCACGGCUGGCUGUUGUGUGGGGCCUCAUCCUCCUCUCGGCUGCUGCUGGACGCCUCGUCUCUCCACCCGCUCGCCCCUCGGCUCCAGCCCCACCUUCCUGCGGCCCGAUGGGGAAGAAGGAGCUCUUUGCUAAGUCUGCCCAUCCCGGACGGAGCGGGCCAGACCCCAGAUCUGAGUCCUGUAGAAAUGUGCGAGCCUCAUGGACGUACAGGAAACCACGCCAGCAGACAGGCCGUUGGGGUCCGGCCACUGGGCCUUAUGGGCGUCCGACUGUCUCCACAGCCCGGCAGCGGUCCGGCCGCCGGCCAGCGCAGGCGCCACGCCGACAAUAGCCACCCCGACAACGGCCACCUGAUCUACGCCAGCGGGGACCUCCUCCAGGACAGAUAUGAGAUAGGCGACACUCUGGGCGAGGGGACUUUCGGGAAGGUGGUGCAGUGUGUGGACCACAGCAGAGGGGGGAGGCCAGUGGCUCUGAAGAUCAUUAAAAACAUGGAGAAAUACCGAGAGGCGGCCAAACUGGAAAUCAACGUCCUGGAGAGGAUCAGUGAGAAGGAGCCGCCCCACAAACAUCACUGCGUGCAGAUGCUGGACUGGUUCAGCUACUACGGCCACGUCUGCAUCUCCUUCGAGCUGCUGUCUCUCAGCACCUUCGACUUCCUCAAAUCCAACAACUUCCUGCCGUAUCCGGUGGACCAGAUCCGGCACAUGGCGAGCCAGAUCUGCCACGCCGUCAGCUUUCUCCAUGACAACAAGCUGACUCACACCGACCUGAAGCCCGAGAACAUCCUCUUCGUCAACUCCGACUACUCCCUCGUGUACAACGCUCAGAAGAAGUGCGAUGAGAGGAGGAUAAAGGACACCACGGUGAGGCUGGUGGACUUCGGCAGCGCCACCUUUGAUCAUGAACAUCACUCCGUUGUGGUCUCCACGCGCCACUACCGGGCCCCGGAGGUCAUCCUGGAGCUGGGCUGGAGUCACCCCUGCGACGUGUGGAGCGUGGGCUGCAUCCUGUUCGAGUACUAUGAGGGCUUCACCCUGUUCCAGACUCACGACAACAGGGAGCAUCUGGCCAUGAUGGAGAAGGUCCUGGGCCCGCUCCCUCCGGGGAUGAUCCUCAGGAGCAGGAGGCAGAGGGAUUUCCACCGAGGCCGGCUGGACCGGAGCGCCUGCUCAAAGGCCGGCCGCCUGGCCAAGUCCAAGUGCAAACCGCUCAGGAAGUACCUGUUGUCUCAGGGUGCAGAGCACCACCAGCUCUUUGACCUGCUGGAGCAGAUGCUGGAGUACGAGCCCUCCAGACGCGUCCCUCUGGCCGCCGCCCGGAGCUGCCCGUUCCUCCUGCCCCCCCCCCAGCAGGGGAGGACUCAGGUCUGGAGGAGGAGCUGGGACCUGAGCAGAUGAACCCCGUCGACUGAGUGUCCCCCCCGCGGACCCCGUCGGAAAGGCGUCGAAUGUGCUCCAUAUUCAAAGAGGAGGAGGCAGAUUGGAAAGAUCCCUCACAGACGGGGAGCUGCAGAGCAGCAGGCUGAGAUGGACCGCCGCUAUCCAGCAGCAGGUUUAGGCGUCUGACAGCUUGAUUUAGUUAGAACAACACAGAGCGGAUCUCUGGGGCGGGAUGGAGAGUAGAUUAGCAGAAGUUGGCAAAUGAAAGGCAUUUCAUUAGAAUUGGGUUUGGUUUGCACGGCGACAGAUCAGAGCAAACCUCCUCACAGGGCAGAAAUCCCAUCAUUUUCCGCUUAAAAAGGUUUAUCUUGUCUUCAUUAUUAAUGUUAAUCUGUUCCUGGUGUACCUGUGUUCGCUGUCUGAAAUGUGAAGGAAAACCACGAGGAGCAGAACUCUUUAAAUGGUUAUUUUUCUCUGCCACGCCUCUGCCUCCAGAGUCAGCUUCUGAGGACGCCCCGAGGUUCCCCGUGUGCUGGCAGCCGGCUUAUUACCAAGGUGGUGGUUUUUGUAAUAAAUUUUGUAUCUUCUGUAUCCGUAUCUGUGUCCUGUUCACCUCCCGUCCACGGAAAAUGGUUUGUUGUUCUUAGUUUAAGCGACCGUGUUGGUGGGGUAUGGUAAAAAGAAAUAAAUAUGCAUUUAUUA
Messenger RNA from Menidia menidia (Atlantic silverside), 2157 nucleotides. Lineage: Eukaryota; Metazoa; Chordata; Actinopteri; Atheriniformes; Atherinopsidae. The record is from the annotation of a GenBank genome assembly.